AUGGGUAUGGCAUCAAAAGUCAUCUCCAUCUUCCUCCGCGGCUGGGCCUUCAUAAGUGCCGUCAUCGUCACCGGCAUCUCGGGCAGCUUCAUCCAUCACCUCCACACCCACGACCUAGGCAGUUUCGCAAGGAUCAACUACACGAUUUCGAUUGCCGUCAUCAGCAUCGUGUUUUCCCUGGUACUGAUGCCGCCGUUCCGGUAUACGUUUUGGGCAUUUCCGUUUGAUGCAGCCAUGUUUAUCAUGUGGAUGGUUGCCUUUGGACUUCUUGCCGGCUUGGCUUCCAGCUGCGGUGGCUUCUGGUUCAGAUUCACUUGGAGGUUCUCCUGGAACGGUAACCGCUGUUCGAUGUGGAGGGCUCUGCUUGCCUUUUCCUUCAUUAGUAGCAUGAUGUGGCUCGGCAGUGCCCUCUUGGGUAUCUACAAGACUGGCCCGUGGAAUAAGGACCAAGAGGGAUAUGUUGGUUCUCGCAGAGAAAAGCACAACCGUGGAUCGGGAACUCAGCCUAUGACCCAGCCUUCUGGACAAACUACUGGACAGACUACUGGCCAGGUUCCUGCUCAGCCCGCUACUGCGCAACCAGCUACCUACACUUCCAACAACGUCUAA
Molecule: messenger RNA, 609 nt
Organism: Scedosporium apiospermum
Lineage: Eukaryota; Fungi; Ascomycota; Sordariomycetes; Microascales; Microascaceae
Exons: 3
Coding region: 1-609 (202 amino acids)
Cellular component (GO): membrane
Source: RefSeq, a predicted model, not a curated record